Harpegnathos saltator (Jerdon's jumping ant) is the source of this 10086-nucleotide messenger RNA. RefSeq names its product adenylate cyclase type 6. Bases 1425 to 5105 code for a protein of 1226 amino acids. The record is from RefSeq and is a predicted model, not a curated record. Gene Ontology annotation, cellular component: plasma membrane. The transcript is spliced from 23 exons. Gene Ontology annotation, molecular function: adenylate cyclase activity. Gene Ontology annotation, biological process: cAMP biosynthetic process; adenylate cyclase-activating G protein-coupled receptor signaling pathway; intracellular signal transduction. NCBI's taxonomy places the organism in Eukaryota, Metazoa, Arthropoda, Insecta, Hymenoptera, Formicidae.
GAAAGAGAGAAAUUGAAGAGAAAUCGCAGGAGAAUUGAAGAUCUCGGAGAUAAGGAGAGAGCAAGCCGGGAGCAAGCUUGCGAGUUUCCGCUCGAGUCGAACUCGAGCGAAUUCGAGAGAGGGCGCGUUUAAAUUUUCCGACGCUAAUGCCACGUCAAACAACGCAAAUCUCUAACUAAACGAGAUUUAAUCCCGUAAGAAAAUAGGAGAAAGGUCGAGGGGUUCUCGCGGAUCAGCAGCGCGACCGGGCGCGCGCAGCGCUCCAAUAGGAUAUUAUAUUUCACUCGGCGAGCGAGAGUCGAGCGAUUCGGACAUCGCCGGCGAGGACCGGCGACGGAGAGACGAGCUCUAAAGCGCGAGCGUCUUGACGAGAUAAUCACGGCGCGCCGAGAGAGACGUUCCCCGUGUUCUUGUCCCCGCAUGUGGGGAUUCCCGCCGGUGGCAUCUGUCCGCGUUUUCAGAAACUUGUAAUAACAAUUCUCGCGGGGAAACCGAGCGAGGAUUUUCGCACUCGUGCGAGGGGACGGACGUACCUCCUCCUCCUUCUCCUCCGACGCCAGCAACGCGCUGUACACGGCUCCGUCGUGUCCUUUGGGACUCGGAUAAGGAAAAAUAAUAGGAGCGAGAACGAUAGGGGCGAGGAGCGAGAUAGCAGUUAAUACCGGCGGAUUUUCGCGCAGAGUACCGCCGACUAAUCCUUCCCUCCCGGCCCUCUCAGCCAUCGUCCCGGCGCCGAGAGGAGUCACCGGUGAAACGGAGUGCGGCCAAGUCGGAGCGCAGCAGCCGAGCGCGCAGCUUCGCCGGCGAAACGACGACGACGACGACGACGACGAGCGUCGGAUUCGCCUCCGUCGUGUGUGAUUUGAGCGCGACGACUCUCCAUCGGUCUCCUCCAAGCUGGAGCGAACGUCGAUUUCCGAUGCGCUCCGCUGCGUCGUCGGUGCUCGGCUCCAGCACCUCUCCAUCCGCAGCGGGACACUCGCCGCGCGACUCGACAGCGGCAGCGGUCGCGAGGUAAAAAACCACUCUCGGUCAGUCGUUUUGCGCGGCUCCGUCGUGACGAAACCGCGAUGCUACGCUCCGGUGGUGCGCUUCGCCGAGAGGGACAGGCCUUCGUCUCGUGAAAAAGCCAACUUGUCACGGAAUAAUUGUGGAAUGUUGCUGCGGAAAAUCUGAGGAAAAUCCCAAGGCAGAGAGAGAGAGAGAGAGGGAGCGCGCGCGCGCGCGCGCGCGCGCACGAGACGGAGAGAAAUACAGACAGGAGAACCGAUAACGAUGAGAGACGCGCCGAGUUGCUUCACCAUACGAGGAGAAACAUGAAGUAGCGGACAACGGCGCACCGUUGUCCCCGUCCUCCCCCCGGCCCCACCCCCACUUUCCCCCGGCGGGGCUUUCCAGCGUCUGCAAGAGGAGAAGUCGGCGACAUGGAGAAAUACGGCGUGGAUUUCCCGAAACGGGAGUGGAGCCACAGGCUGAGCCUUCGCGGCAGCCGAAGGACGCACGAGGGUGAAAUCGGACCCAGGACAAUAGCCGGGGUCCCAGGAGCCAGGGGCACCAGGAGAUGGGCCAGUCUCAGGCAGCACGUGAGCAGCAAUGACGGCGGCAAGCCCCGUGUCGAGUUGCUGUUCGAUACGCCGGGCUCCAAGUCCACCACGCCGUCCUCGCAGCCGCACACCCCCAACACGCCGAAAACGCCGCACACCCCCAUCAAAAAGUCCAACUGGGAGGUCAUCGAGCACUUUACCGGCGCACCUCGUCCCUCCAUCAUCACGAUGGCCAGAGGAUCAGAGGUCGGGGUGGGAUCGACCAGCGGAAGGGAAACCAUGGCGGAAGCUGCAACGAACGCGGGGAUCACCCAGAGCACGCAGAAAUGCGCGCUCAGCAGGUUCCUGAGUUCCUUGUGCGCCUCGCAUCGCUUCAAGAAUCUGCAGGUGGAGAUGCUCUACCAGCGCUACUUCCUGCGCAUGAACCAGAGCAACAUGACGCACGUGCUCGGCUUAUUGGCCGGCCUGGUGCUCGCUUUGGGUCUACUGCUCGUCCUCAAGCUGCAUCUCACCGACGGCCAGCAAUUUUUCGCGCAGCUGCAGAGAGCCGAGAAUCUGUUCCUGGCGAUCACUCUCGUGGGCUGCAUCGUGGUUUACGCAGUUCUUGUGGUGGCCAUCUCCCGGCCGGGUAUGAACGAGAUAUGGCUGGCGGGGGUGAGCGGCAUGGUGCUGGUCACCCUGUUGGCCCUGCAGGUGACCUUGAGCCUUCACCUGGCCCACCUGCAUGAGGCGAGCCGCAUGACUUCCGGCGACACGGCGAGAUCGAGGACUUCCCACACCGGAGGACCCCUGGCCGCCGCCUUGGCGGUCUGCUUCUUCAUCUACAUGGCCUACGCGCUCUUGCCGAUCAGGCUGCGGCACGCCUGCAUCGCCGGAGUCGUCUUUUCAGUGGCUCACAUCAUCGGAGCCUUCCUGCUCUACCCGAAGGACUACCCGGCCAUGGUCGAGCACCUGCUGAGUUCGAUCGUGGUGGUCGGCGGGACGAAUGUGGCCGGCGCGCUGACACAUCACCCACGGGAACUGGCGCAGAGGCAGGCGUUCCUCGAGACCCGACAAUGUGUCGAGGCGCGUCUCACCACACAGCGGGAGAAUCAGCAACAGGAGCGGCUGCUGCUCAGCGUGUUGCCGAGACACGUCGCCAUGGAAAUGAAAGCGGACAUCGCCGGGAAACCGAAGGACACCAUGUUCCACAAGAUUUAUAUCCAGAGACACGAGAACGUCAGCAUUCUGUUCGCCGACAUCUGCGGAUUCACCUCGCUCUCCGACCAAUGCACUGCCGAAGAGCUCGUCAGGUUGCUCAACGAACUGUUUGCACGGUUUGACAGGCUAGCCGCUGAGCACCACUGCCUCAGGAUAAAGCUCCUCGGAGACUGCUAUUAUUGCGUUUCCGGACUGCCGGAUCCGCGGCCCGAUCACGCUUACUGUUGCGUAGAGAUGGGAUUGGAUAUGAUCGAUGCGAUAACAUUGGUUCGCGAAGUAAUGGCCGUAAACGUGAAUAUGAGAGUAGGUAUUCACACCGGCCGAGUUCACUGCGGGGUUCUAGGACUGAGGAAAUGGCAAUUCGAUGUUUGGAGUAACGACGUGACCCUAGCCAAUUACAUGGAAAGCGGAGGGAUACCCGGGCGCGUACACAUCACAAAAGAAACCUUAGACUGCCUGGGCGGAUAUUACGAGGUCGAGGAGGGCCGCGGGGGUGAGAGGAACGCAUACCUGAAGGAUCAUAAUAUCAGGACCUACCUAAUUGUCCCGGGGGACACUUUCAAGGAUAACAUAACAACUUCCGCGAUGCGGAAGGGCUUCCCGGCGAAUGGAAAUGUGUCCAAAGAGAUGAGGGUCAUGGGUCACGGCUCGCAACACGGGAAACAGUCUAAUAGAUUAGGUUUCGGCGAAAGCACCGAGGGCGAGAAGGAUCCCGAGGACGAGGUGAACGAGUACCUGAUGAGAGCGAUCGACGCCAGGAGCAUAGAUCGAUUGCGAGCGGAGCACUGCACGCCCUUUAUAUUGAAGUUUCGGAGGCCGGACGUCGAGGAAAAGUACUCGCGCGAGAGGGACAGGAUGCUCUCGGCUUACUUCGUGUGCUCCGGUUUCGUCUACGUGGUCGUCGUGGCCGCGAUGGCCAUCAGCGGCCUCGCCGGAAGCGAUUACUUCUACGUCUGCGCCGCAAUUAGCAUACUGGUGAUAGCCUUGGUCAAUGGUGUCUUGUUAGCGGAGAAGAAUGAGAGGGUGCCGGCAUGGGUGAGAAGUGCAGCCUUGCAGAUUUUCGAGAACCGCACCGUCGCGCAGAUCGUCGCGUGCAUCGUCGUGUUCCUGACGUUCGUCACGGUGCUGUCGCCGCUGAUGACGCUCGAAAAGGACACUUGCGCCAGCAACAACAACACCUCGCGUUUCGCCGCGGAAUGGCCGUACAACAACUCCGGCGUGAAGGGCAUCUUGAUGACGAACGUUCCUGAGGACUCCUGCUACUUCAGCAACCUGUUCUGCGAUCUGUUCCCGGUCCUGAUAGUGCUGGUGAUGGUGACCUGCGCGGUGUACCAGAUCCUAACGUCGGUCUUUAAAGUGGCGGUAUUGAGCGUCGUUGUGACUCUUUACCUCGGGAUCAGCGUUUACCAGGCGCUAAAUGAGAACAACGGCGAGGCCGCCGGGAAGUGCUUGGCGGGCGUGCUGGUGGUUUUCUUCAUGGCCUGCCUAGUGGCGCACUCCCAGCACACAGAGGCGACCUACAGAUUAGACUUCCUGUGGAAGCUGCAAGCGACCGAGGAGAAGGAGGAAAUGGAGCACUUGAAGGCCUACAACCAGAAAUUGCUCGCUAAUAUACUUCCGGAGCACGUGGCCGCCCACUUCCUGUCCACUGUCAAUUCGGACGAGCUGUACCACGAACAAUGCGACUUCGUGUGCAUAAUGUUCGCAUCGAUCCCCAACUUUUCGGAGUUCUACGUCGAGCUCGAGGCGAACAACGAGGGCGUGGAGUGCCUCAGGCUCCUCAACGAGAUCAUCGCUGACUUUGACGAUUUACUCGCCGAGGAGCAGUUCAAGUACAUCGAGAAGAUCAAGAGCACGGGUGCAACGUACAUGGCUGCGUCGGGCUUAACGAAAAGCACCUGCGACAUGCGGGACUUCAAGCACGUAGUCGCGAUGGCGGAUUACGCCCUGAGGAUUCGCGAGCAGCUGGCCUAUGUCAAUGAACACAGCUUUAAUAACUUCCGCAUGCGUGUGGGCAUCAACAUCGGACCGGUGGUCGCCGGCGUGAUCGGCGCCAGGAAGCCGCAGUACGACAUCUGGGGCAACGCCGUGAACGUGGCGUCCAGGAUGGACUCCACGGGCGUGCUGGACGGGAUUCAAGUGACCCAGGAGGUGCGCGAUAUACUGGUCGCCAAAGGAUAUCCGCUCUCCUGCCGAGGGGAGAUCCAGGUCAAAGGGAAGGGCAGUAUGAUAACUUACUUCCUGGACGGCCCGAGAGACUUGGUCAAGCCCAACAACCCGGACAACAGCAGGACGAAUUCGAACAACAACACCGACCUCACGGAGAAAACGGCCGCCAACAACAGCAACGGCGCCGUGUGAUCGGUAAGGACGUUCGAGCAACAAUUCGCGACGGACAACGCGGCAGAAAGUAUCAAUUCAUUCCUGCGCCACUAAAGACUUCUUCCAUGAGUACUCGAGAGCCCAGAGAUGUGCGUGCGUGUGUGCGUGCGUGCGUGCGUGUGUAUGUUUGCGCGGAUGCGUAUGUGUGUGCGGCCCAAAGAUUCGCUUCUGCCAUGCAAUUUCCAAGGCGCGUGCACGCAACUCGAAGUUGUCGGCGACCGUUCGCGAACGGUCAAUCGGCUCCUGACGAACGGGACGAUCGCGCCGCUAGUUUUUAAAUCUCGUGGCAAAUGAAUGGCGCGAGGGAGCCAUUCGCCAGGAGCAUUCGCUCGGGGUACUUUCGGUUCGGCGAAUUCGAUUCUUAGCGCGAGUUCCUACGUUUCUCGCUUGAUCGCGUGCCAACUACUAAAUCCGGAGGUCGAGAAAAAAAAAGAAAACGUACGGCUGUGAGAAAUGUACUAUCGAACAGUCGAACAGUCAAAGGCAAACAUCCAAAUCGAAAAGCUUCGCGCGAGAUUCCAUUUGGCAUUCCGCAGUCGUCUCGGAAGAUGCCGACUGCGAUAAAUAUGUACGUUUCGUACGUCGCGCGCGUUGAUUGCUUUAAAUUAACGCGCCUCGAAUACCGCGUGAAGAAUGCGGUCUGUCUGUCGAAGCGGAGAACAUUUGACGGCAUCCGAGAAUUAAAAAUCCGGACGGAUACUAGAGACGAUUAUUUCUUUCUCGUCGGGGAUCAUGAAAAGAGAAUCGACCGUAAUGCACAUUUCGAACGGGGGGGGGGAGGGGGGGAAUGGUCCGGUCGAAUUGUCCGGUGUAAUUUCACGGUAAAUCCAAAUCCGCUUUGAUUGCAGCUGUUUGGUAAUUGCAGCUGUCUAGCAAAUCCAAGUUGAGUCCGCACUGAAAUGCCGAACGUUAGGGAGAACGACAACUCCCACACGCCCUCCCACACAUUCGUCGUACUUAAUCUGUCCUUGAACGAAGCGUACAAUGUGCAUGUGAUUGUGUGUUAAAAAUCUUUAAUUUCGCUAAUUGGAUUAGUUAACGAGAGGUUCCGCGAUAAUCACUUCUCCGGCGACCGUCGCUCGAACGGAAGACACGUCGCUAGAAGAAAAAAAGGAAAUAUAUAUAUAAAUAUAUACCGCCGCUCACUUAACAAGCUCCUUUCGAGCAUCCAAUCGAAACGAUUGAGCAGAGGUAUUGCAACGACGUAACGACGGGGUUAUUGAUUUAACUCGUAAUAGAAUGGCGCACAAUACCGUAUCGUUUGAUAUCUCCGACACUUUAGUUCCCAAUCUCUUAAGCAGAUGCACCUCCCACGAGAUUGCUUUUGUGACAUAAUCUUGUGACAAGAUUUGCGAAACGAUCUCCAGUAAGAUUCAUUCGUGACAAUAACAGUACCGACCGUAUCCUCGAGAGAACCACGCACACACUUGUCUCUAAACGCAAGCUUAGGCGUUUAGCGGAUCGAAAGCGGAUCACAGAUUCGGGGCAAUAACACGUUAAGCGCGAAGCGCGCGCGCGGUCGUCACGAAUAAUUUAUGACUCAUCGUCGUCCAAGGAAGAAACAGGAAAGACACACACACACACACACACACACACACACACAGGAGAGUGUUCUCUUAUUACGGCCAAAAUUAAACGUACGAGUGCAAACUGAGACUAUAUUCCUCGUGUUCAGCCUCGUGUUAUUGUCUCGAGCCUUUUGUCCGCAGUGCGUGAUGUGCACGUGCAGCAGCAGCUCGACCAUCUCUAACAAUUCCCCGCACAAUUAAUCGCGCACAAUUAAUCUUUCUCGCGACGUGCGAGCGGCGAGCCGGACAAGUUUCUGCAUUAUUCUAGUCAAUACGAAGCGAGCGUCUGUCACGUGGGUAAAUAUAAUCCGACGACAAAUCGAACAUUGAGCCUCAUACAACGAAGCCGUGGACAAACGAACCUCAUCAUACGCGUAGGCGGUUUGCUUUAACAAGAAGGGGACCACGGACGAGCUAAUUACCGUACGUCAGAUUCGACGAGUGAAAUGUAGCCGCCUCUAAGAGCGAGGGCAUCAUCGUUUCAUUUUACACGCCGGCUUCUCGUAAGAAAAGAAGGGAAAAAUCGACCGCGUAUGUGCUAGUCCUUCUUAUCAGUAGGUAGCAGAAUUUUCGUUAAUUAUAGCGACUUAAGAAAUUUUAAUAAUGUACACAUGCGUAUUAUGCAGAGUGAGAUCUUUUCUUCUUUCUCGAUCUUUAUCGAUGAGAGAGAGAGCUUUCAACGGUCCUUUGUCCGCCCGCAGUUAGGACAUUUUAUCUUGACUUCGGGAUCUUGAGGGACCUAGCGGAAAAGGCAAAUUCGCGCAAUUGAAAGGGCGGAAAGGUAGGAAAGGGCCGCGAAGUAUCGGACGAACGACUUUCCUACAUCAGUCAACUUCUCGCCGAUCGACAGAGAAUUUCUGACGAAAUUGCACUCGAUGUUCUCGAGCGAGCGACGUAUGUGAGUGACGUGAAAACGCCGAGACGCGCGAUAUUAUUAACACAAUAUCAGAAGAAGAUGAAGUAUUCUCUCUCGAUCGCUGAAGCAAAAUCUCAACGAGACAGAGUCGAGUGGAAGAAGAACGCGCGAGCGCACGGAAAAUAAAUUAUUUCAUCAAUGGUGAACUUUUGGUCUUUCGCGAGAGGGGAAACAAACGCGCUUUGACCGGCGAACACGACAAAGCCGGCCGAUGCAGCUGCAAACACCAGUAGAUACGGAUAAAUAUUUUGCGUAGAACCGAGAUUAAAUAAAAGCGAAUAAGAUCCUAUUGAAUUCGCGUUUCGGUGCUCCUCGGUGCUACUCGGAAAAGUCAUUUUCAGCCUCGCAACGACUAUGUAUAAUAACCGGCAUCGGUAAAAUGCACUUGCAAUUUACAACAGCAAUUUACAACAGCGUGAUCCGGCUCCCCCCCGUUGAAAUGAGCUGUCGAAAUUAAUUCGUCUGCAAGGAGGACGUGUAGGAACGGUCGAUCGUCCGAAUACUACGCGAAUUCGACGAAAACGGGGGACGGAAAAGAAAGAAGAAGAAGGGAAACAUCCUGCAGCGUUCGAUGUUAAUUAAAUUAAUGUAUAUUCGCAGGCAUGUAAAUAUGUAUGUAUACGGGACGCUUGAGAGCAUAUGUACAAAUUUGGCCAAAGUGUAUAGAUGUUAAUUAUAACACGUUGGUGUGUAUCUGUCGGCGGCGGCGGCGCGAACUCGAUCUCUUCGAUCGCAGAGUAUACAUAUCGAUUUUUUGUGCGCCAUGCGCGAUCUUUUGUCCGUAGAUAGAAGCGAGGGAAGAGUUAUAUUUGUUACAGAGCGCGGGAGAGACCGUGUGUGUGUGUGUGUGUGUGUGUGUGUGUGUGUGUGUGUGUGUGUGUGUGUGUGUGUGUGUGUGUGUGUGUACGGCAAGAGACAGUAAAGCGGAGAACAGUAGGCGAGUACGCAGUACGCAAUAUUUCGAGUCCGAUCGAUCAAGCUUAAUUGAUUAAUGAAACGUGUUACGUAAUUUAACUAAUUCAUUCGGCCGGACGUUAUCGUGCGAGCUCAGAUCGUCGGGCUGGACGGAACGUUAAUUAAAUAAUUCAAUUCUACGUGCGAACGUUACCCGCUCGAUCGGGCCGAUCGCCGACAUUAAUCAGUCGACCGCACGGUGCGUGAUCAGAUACAUAAGUCAGAUAUAUAAGUAAGCGAAUCUAUGCUUUCGCGAGAAUUUCAAUGUCGCUGGCAGGUCCAGCUAAUAUUAAAUGUUGAUCGACAUGUAAGAGAGACGAAGCUAGCCGUGUAACAACGCGUAAUCGUUGAAGCGGACGGAUACGAUGAAAUCAACGGAUCAUUUGUGCCAUCAACGAGACCGAGGAGUUUCCCUACUUUGUAAAUCGCUUGAUAAUUUAUUUCUCGUCGAGUAGCCCUUCGUUAAGCCGCGCGGAAACGUCGACGGACGUGCAGUCGGCGGGAGGGAAGGGGGCACAAGUGAUCUCCGUUAAUUCAAAGUCAAAAUUGCCGUGCAUCGUACCAGAUCGGAGUAAUUGUGUGUGUGUGUGUGUGUGUGUGUGUGUGUGUGUAAGUCUUACGUCGUAAAUUCAUCUACUACGUGUUACACCCUAGAAGCCUAUUAGCGGCGAGAGGUUAAUCGCCCAAAUAAUGGCGAUGGCUAUUAGCACUGUCGACAGCGACACGCGAGUCAUACGGUGUGUGCUCUACAUCAUCAUUGUUUCGACGGUUUCGAAAAUUUCAACGAUUUCUCGGAGAAUUUAGGAUUCGUAAGAGGAGAAGAGACUUUUUUCGUGCGUGUUUAUAUGUCUUUAGGAAGAUUUAUUCAUGACGAAUGACUUUGGUCUCUCUUGAGCAAACUGCGUUUCGAAUCAGGCUGUGGAGAAACGCGUCAAGGUUCUUCGUGCCAUGUGUAAGUUUAUCUAAAGGUUUGCCUCGAUUUUCACCAUGUCCAAGCGUUUGAGAAAAACGAGGGAUAAAACAGCAAAAGGGUAUAACGUGUACAGAAAAUAAGAGACUAUCACGCUCGUCGACGGUGUGUGUUAACAGCUGUUACAACUAGUAUCGUAGAAAUUAUCCCACGGGGGAAUUGCGGGAUGUACCGAUCGAUAUUGGAACACGGCCGCUGAAAACGCUGUUUCCACUUCGGCAGAAAACGUUUCUCCUUCUAGAUUUCCGCACAGCUUGCCUACGAUAAGGAAACGCGCAAACUUCUACAACGUCGACGCGUCGUCGCGUCGAUACUAUAAGUCAAUAUGUAACGAUACGGAUCGAUAUGCGAAGGGCUGCUGGCCGAAGUCACGAGAGUGCACGAGAUAGAACGGGGGAGGCACCAUUCGUUAUCGUUCCGGGAAAAAAUGUUGAUGUAACUUUGAUGGCCUAAAGUUCAGUCUUUACUGAAGAAAAUCACGCAACUUUAUCAUAGUCAUAAUUGCGCGCCGUGAUUAACAUACUGAUGACAUGAAAUAAAUUUUUAAUAAAA